UGCGUAGGGCCGCCCAACAGUAUGGCCUUCGAGAGGGAGGGGAAAAUGACGACUGGACUCUCUACUGGACUGACUACUCAGUGUCGCUGGAGCGGGUGAUGGAAAUGAAAAGUUACCAGAAAAUCAAUCACUUCCCAGGGAUGAGUGAAAUAUGCCGCAAGGACAUGCUGGCCAGGAAUAUGAACCGCAUGUUGAAGUUGUUCCCUAAAGAUUUCCACUUUUUCCCCCGGACCUGGUGUCUUCCUGCUGACUGGGGAGAUUUGCAGAACUACAGCAGGUCAAGAAAAAAUAAGACAUAUAUUUGUAAGCCAGAUUCAGGCUGCCAAGGGAGAGGCAUAUUCAUCACCCGGACGGUGAAAGAAAUCAAGCCAGGGGAGGACAUGAUCUGUCAGCUCUAUAUUUCAAAGCCCUUUAUCAUUGAUGGGUUCAAGUUUGAUCUACGGAUUUAUGUGCUGAUCACAUCCUGUGACCCCCUCAGGGUUUUUAUGUAUAAUGAAGGACUGGCCCGCUUUGCCACAACCUCUUAUUCCCACCCUUGCACAGACAACCUGGAUGAUAUCUGCAUGCACCUGACUAAUUAUUCCAUUAAUAAGCACAGUUCCAAUUUCAUUCAAGAUGCACACUCCGGCAGCAAGAGGAAGCUCUCCACCUUCAACCUGUACAUGGAGAGCCAUGGCUACAACGUGGAGCAGAUUUGGAGAGAUAUCGAGGACGUCAUCAUCAAGACGAUCAUCUCGGCCUACCCCAUCAUCAAGCACAAUUACCACACCUGCUUCCCCAACCACACACUCAACAGCGCCUGCUUUGAAAUCCUGGGCUUUGACAUUUUGUUGGACCGCAAACUCAAGCCCUGGCUAUUGGAGGUAAACCACUCUCCGAGCUUCUCCACCGACUCCUGCUUGGAUAAAGAGGUGAAGGACAGUUUGCUGUAUGACACCUUGGUUCUGAUCAACCUGGGAAGCUGUGACAAAAAGAAAGUCUUGGAGGAGGAGAGGCAACGGGGGCGGUUCCUGCAGCAAUGUCGUUCUCGGGAAACCAGGAUCGAGGAAGUCAAGGGUUUCCAGGCCUUGCGUUUGGAGAAAACGGAGAAGUAUGAGGAGGGGAACUGCGGGGGGUUCCGCCUAAUUUAUCCCAGACUGAACUCAGAGAAGUAUGAGAAGUUUUUCCAGGACAACAACUCCCUCUUCCAGAAUACUAUUGCCUCCAGGGCCCGGGAGCUGUAUGCCCGGCAACUGAUCCAGGAGCUGAGACUAAAACAGGAGAAAAAAUCCUUCCACAUGAAAGAGAAGAAGGUAGAGAUGCAGGGGGAGUCGGCAGGAGAGCAAACGAGAGGCAAGGGCACGAAGAGCUGGCGACAGACACAACAGCAGAAAUACAAGGCCGCCACCAGCCGUGCCCCCAGACAACCAUUGACAUUAGUGUCCUGCACACUUGACAUGCCCUUGAAUGUCAGAGAGGCAAAGAAAAAUGAGACAGAGAUCAGCCUCGAGCAGGAGGCCCUCAAGAUGAGCGAUGGCUUUGCUCCCCCUAAGCCUAUGUCUGCGAGACGUUACAGCUCUGUACCCAACCUGAGGGAUUCAAGCUUGUUCAGCUGCUCUGACCUGGAGCUCAGUGAGCCCAUCUCCAGACUCAAGGAAGCCAAGUCUGCCUCUGCAGUGAACAUGCUCACCGGCACUGUGCUCUUAACUUCAGCAGAAACUUCAGAAUCCAGCACCCAAGUCUCAGACUCUCCUGAGUCUCUGCUGAGCAUGACAGCCAGCUCUGAAUGCAGUAGCCCAGAGACAGACGCGGUGGUCUCCUUUAAAUGCAAGCAGCAGCCGAUCCCCCAGCACCUCCUCCAGGAGAAAAUAUCAAAAAUUUAUCUGCCUACAAGAUCCCAGCGCUUUUUGGGGAAUCUGAACCCACGCUGGACUUUGCUAAAGAAUAACAUGAAGAAGCAGCAUCGGAUGUCAGAGCUGUUCACCAACGUUCAGCUGAGGAAGAAGCUCUCCUUGUUCCCAGCUGCCUACAACUCGAAGCUGGUGCUAAGCAACCAGUCACAAAAUGCUUUCCUGCCCCAGGAUUGCUACUUCCGCAGCCGAAGCUCUGAUGGGAAGAGGCCGCUGGAUGUGUCCUCCCUCCUCUUCUUGAAGGACUCUCAUAGCAGUGAUGUCUCUCUGAGCGAUCUACUGGUGGUCGCCACCUCAGCCCGACUGGGUCCGAGGCCCGGCAAAAGCCGUCCAGGUGCUGUGAGGGGCCCGUGUAUAAAAGAUCGGGAAGCAUGCAGUCGCUGCCUGAUCUCCGGCCAAAAAGGAUGCGAGAGAAAAUAGAAUCAGCCUGGAUCUCUGCCAUUCCUGCCUCCCCUCCCCCUUUUUUUACUUUUUACUCCCAGGAAAUAAUAUGUCUCUUCUUACACUGUGUAUAAUGCCCAUAGGAUCAACCAAAAUUUUUAUUUUCUCAUCUAGAUAUCCUGGUCAUAUAACUACCUCCCUCUCAUUAGCACCACUGAGUCCAACAGCCUUGUUUUUUGCCGCCUCCCAGUUAGCUGCCAGUGCUGUAGAACUAUGACUUCUGGGAGUUAUUGGUGCUGUCCCAGGACAUACCCCAGUUGCUCCUAUGAGUGUCAUUCCUAUGGAUCCCUCAAAUGGCACCAUCAUCCAGAACACUCCCCCAGACAGAGCAAUGUGAGGGGAGGAGUGUUUUAGAGAAGGACUCACAACUCUCAAUGAUCCAAAACCCUCAGUCCACCAACAGGCCUGUGUCAGUUGGUCUUCAACUCCAAAGAGCAAAGGCAGAGAAAGGGCUUGGCAUGAUGGAGAACCCAGAGCCCCGAGUAAGGGAAUCGGAGCAGUUGUAACCACAGAUCAUACUUCCUCCCCUCCCAGCCCUCUCAGUGCCCAAACAUCUUCCUGCUACCUCCAUCACCAGCCCAACUCAAUCUCUCCAGCGAAGAGCCCUGGUUACCAGAGGAGGGGCGAGAGUACCCAGCCUUCAGAUGUUUCUUCCAUCGACCUACAGAAAUGAUGCAUUUUCCCCUCACGUGUACAUUAAUAAAAUAAAUCGCCAUGCUCAAUGCCAGGACAAGGAAUCUGAUUCAGAGACAGAGUGGGAAGGGGA
Miniopterus natalensis is the source of this 3096-nucleotide messenger RNA. It is a transcript of the gene TTLL6, whose product is annotated as tubulin tyrosine ligase like 6. NCBI's taxonomy places the organism in Eukaryota, Metazoa, Chordata, Mammalia, Chiroptera, Miniopteridae. Gene Ontology annotation, molecular function: tubulin-glutamic acid ligase activity; tubulin binding. Gene Ontology annotation, biological process: protein polyglutamylation; microtubule cytoskeleton organization. The record is from RefSeq and is a predicted model, not a curated record. Gene Ontology annotation, cellular component: ciliary basal body.